This is a messenger RNA of Lytechinus pictus (painted urchin), 2271 nucleotides long. RefSeq lists its product as uncharacterized. Bases 196 to 1059 code for a protein of 287 amino acids. The record is from RefSeq and is a predicted model, not a curated record. NCBI's taxonomy places the organism in Eukaryota, Metazoa, Echinodermata, Echinoidea, Temnopleuroida, Toxopneustidae. The transcript is spliced from 5 exons.
GACAGACAGGCAGGAAACACAUCUCUCUUUUUUGCAAUAUCGAACGGCUUGUUACUGAACAUGCAUGCUAAAUGAACUCUUGAUUGUGUUGCAUGUGCUUCGCUCUAGAAAAAAACGAAUAGGUUUUGCUAAUCUUGUCUAAUUCUGAAGAACAUUGGAAAUUCUAUCAUAUUAUUUCCCAAGGAAAAUGAAAUCAUGGCUUUUCAUGACAUACCAAGAUUUGCACUAUGGCUAGCAUUCCUGUUCUUUGAACAUGUCUUGCAGUCCAAGGAAUUUGCCAUACUAAUGGCUGUUUUCAUCUUUCUGAGUGUAGUCAUCUUUGUAGUCUUCGUCGUAUGGACAAUAAGACCCAAAGCACCAAAUUCAUUUCAAAUCCCAAAUGCAUCUUCGGCCAUCAGGAAGAUUGAGCGCUUACAGAGAGGAUCAAGCAGAAAACGACAGCAAGGUUCCAACAGCAAUACAACCAGACCAACAGAUGGCGACAUUUCCCCUUAUAUAGAGUUUGAUGACCAACCACCUGCGCCAUCAAGCGGAUACACAACUACGUCACAGCUUCAAAAUAUACCGGAGGAGCCUGCUGUUGUAUGUAGAGAUAUCGACUACCAAGGACCUACGAACCCCAAUACGAUGUCCCCAAUGGUGUGUGAGACCACGGCGGAGAUAGGGCCUAGCGGGAAUAUGGGAGAUGUAAAGAUCUGCCUCACCCUGAAAUCAUCGGAUGUCAAAUAUUACCAGGCGUCGGCUCAACCACGAGAAGCGAACGUGAACCGAUCUCACUCCGAUCGUCUACCGAUGCGUGAAAAUGAGUAUAUGAUCCCGGACGGUGCCUGCAGUGGCAGCGCCGGUGCGGUCGGUGACAGGUCCAUGCAGCGGAGUCGCACGCUGCCAGGAUUGCACGUGACAUCGCCAGCGGACCAAUCAGGAGACGAGCAGAGAAAUGACAAGAAAGCGAAUGCGAAUUACCUCGAUCUUGCACACGAGUAUGUGCCAAUGGGGAGUGCUUCAGAGUACACAUGUAUGGACAGUGUGUUGGGCUUGAAUGCUUUAUAUGAAAAUUGACAAAUUUAUCAACGAUUGCAAUAUGUAGCAAAAGAUAAUUGUCAUAUGUAUUGCACUCGCAAAUGAGAUUAAUUUCUGAGCCAAAAGCAUUUUAGGACUCUGUGCAAAAUAAUACCGAACACCUCUACUGUAUGGAAUUAUAAGAGGGAAGCUGAAUAGAAGCAAGAUAUAAAUACGUAUUGAUCCAAUUUUUUUUGCUGCUGUUGAGUAUUGCUACUAAAAGCUAAUUGUACUGAAACGCCAAUCCAAAACGUACUUUAGUUCAAAGAACAACUCGAUUUAUCCUUAGUGUAAAUAAAAGAAAAUAGUUCGCAUCAUAAUCACUAUAGCGUUUAUUCUUACCCCCGCUUUCUUCGUGAAGUCCUUAAUAGAAAAUAUAUUUAUAUAUUAACCAUCUAACAUGACAUUUCCUUCAAUAUGAGUUAUAGAGCCCCCUUUUUUUAUUUUGAUAUUUGUUCAACUUCCAAUGGAAUUAUGAAAUUCUUUAAUUGUAGCCACGUUUCUUCAACGAACUAAUCAUCUAUUAUAAUAUUCAAGGAAAUAAUGCUUCCAACAUUUGGUUCCUACAAUUGGCGGCGACCAUGGGGGACGGGGGGGGGGGGGGGAAGUGGUGUGCGUGCACCCCCCCCCCCGAAUCAGAAUUUCAUAUAGCAGCCUAUAUAAUAUGGAAAAAUCCCCCCUCCCCCUGCAAAUUACAAAAAAUAGUGUUAUCAACGUGAAUAUUAUUAUGUAUUGUAAAAUAAUAAUUAAAAAAUUAUACACUUUAUAUUCCAAGGUUAAUCUUGAAAUCGAAACUUUUGACCUUUUUUCAGUAACAGAAAGAGUCAAGUCCAUCAUAGAGUAGAUGUGCAAUCAAAUUAUAUUAUGCCAUUUAUAUCUGAGCUCUUAUUAUAUAUUUCUCCAUAAAAAAGCAAAAUAUAUUAGCGAAAUCCCCUAAUUAUUAUUCAACAUUUUCAAGCAAUCGGUCUAUCACUUUCGUAUCACAUGCUAAUUCACAGAAGCAUUCUCCAUCGAUUUGCAAAGUGUAUUAAUAUACGCCGUUGAAUACUGAAUUCUGUCCUUCUCGUAGACUUUGUACAGGUAUAAGGUACAGGUAUACAGGUACAGGUUCGAGUUGGCAAGGGUUAACUUAAGUGCCCAUAAUAAUUUCUUAUUUCAAAUUGUAUGUAAAGAUUGUACGAUAUACUGAUAAAACAUUAAAGAAGAAACGAU